UCCCGUUCCGACGUUCCGCUUUUUUGAUAUAUUCUUCAACACUCACAUUUGUACUUCUGCUAGUGCUUUUCUAUUGAGUUCGCUGUUGUUUUACAACAAUCUUUUUCAAAUCAAACAAAAAAAACUAUUUUUAAUUUCAACAUGAAAGUAAAUUUAUAUUUUAUUAUAUUCAUUUUUUCGAUAAAAAGCAUUGAUUCUCAAAAAUCGCCAAUACACAAAAAAUCAGCCAUUAAUACAAACGGACCUAGUUUUCAAUCAUGGGAUUUUUCAACGACAAUAAGACUAAAUAGUAAAAAUAAAAAUACCUUACAAACAAAAAAAAGUGACAGAAGAGAGACAAAUUUUUUCCAUAAAAGAAAAAGUCAAGAAAUGUGUGAGCAAUAUGCUAAAAUGUCAAAAAUUGGAAUUUGGGUUCAAUAUCCAACAAAUUAUGAUCCAAUUCCAAUUACACUUUUAAAUUGUGAUCGUCAUCAUUUAAUUGGAUUAAUUAAUCCACUAAUAGCUGGUGGUGAAAAUGCAUUAUUUGGUGAAAUUCCUCAUAUGGCAAUUUUAGCUUAUCGAGAAUCAAACGAUAAAAUAAAUUAUGCAUGCGCUGCUAGUUUAAUAUCUGAAAAAUGGAUAUUAACAUCAGCUCAUUGUUCAUAUAAAAUUUUCAUCAAAACAGCAAUUGUCUAUCUUGGAUCAAAUCGUCUAAUGGAUUCUAAUAACGCUCAAGUUAUUAAUGUUAAACGAUUAAUAAUACAUCCGGAAUUUAGACCACGUUACUCCUAUGCAGAUAUUGCAUUGAUUGAAUUAGAAGAGGAGGUUCAAUUUGGUUUGCAUUUGAAACCCGCGUGUCUUCAUGUUGAUGAUUCAGUGGAUGUAACAAAACUCUUGGCAAGUGGUUGGGGUACUUCUUAUUAUGGUGGUGAUCUCAAUGAAUAUUUAUUAAAAACACAACUUGAUGUGAUUGAGAAUAACUAUUGUUCGACAAUUUAUAAGAAUUCCACGAAUUUACCAUGGGGUAUUGAUGAUAGUUUUAUAUGCGCUGGUGAUUUAACUGGAAAUUGGAAGAAGGACACGUGCACCGGCGAUUCUGGAAGUCCAUUACAAAAUCGUCAUCCAAACAAUUGUCUUUACAAUAUUGUUGGUAUUACGAGCAGUGGAAAAUUUUGCGGUAUUGACAAAAUUCCAGGAAUUUAUACACGUGUUGCUGCUUAUGUUGAUUGGAUUGAAGAAAUUGUUUGGCCUGAUCAUGAAAUCAAUAAUAAGAAACCAUCACGAGGUCUCGAACGUAAGGCGCCGUUAAGAACGAAUUCCAAAUCAAACGCUCUACCAACUACGCCGCUGAAGUUUGUGCAAAUAACAUGAAAAAUUAAAUAUAUGAAAAAGAACUACGUAAAAAUGCUCUGUAACUUGAAGGAAAAGAAAACAAGUAUUACAGAAUUGUUGUGAUUCAAAUAAUAAUCUUUUAUGUUUUAUGAGCUUGCCGAACAACAAAUUUGGAAACAUACAUGUACGUCAUAUUUGCAUCAUAUUUGCAAAUAAAUACAAUUCCCUGACAGGAAUUAAGUUUUAUAUGUUAUAAUUAUACUUUAAUAUAUUAAUAUAAUAUAUUAAUUAUUUUUUACUGUAAUUUACUUUACUUUGUAGUUCAAAAUAAUAAAUUAUUGUUAGCGAUUU
Molecule: messenger RNA, 1662 nt
Organism: Leptopilina boulardi
Lineage: Eukaryota; Metazoa; Arthropoda; Insecta; Hymenoptera; Figitidae
Product: serine protease snake-like
Exons: 2
Coding region: 142-1350 (402 amino acids)
Biological process (GO): proteolysis
Molecular function (GO): serine-type endopeptidase activity
Source: RefSeq, a predicted model, not a curated record